UCGUUUGUUGGCACAAUUGGCUCUUUAGAAUAAGCGAGAGUGAUUUUGCGCACAGGGAUUUCUGGAGCCAUGGGUGGAAGUGCGAUGGGGCGGAUAAAAGAAAAUAUUAGUGUUCUCAAAUUGGGAAAUUUUAGUAAUUUUAAUGUAGGCCUGCACCUGAGAUACGACGGGACGAUGUUGCUAUCCACAUUGUAGGAUUAGCCGCUACUUAGAGCUCUCGGUUGAAGAGACAGCUUUGUAAGAAGGGUGCUCGGACCCUCGCGCUCCGAGUCAGGUGCACGAGCCUGCACAGUGAUCCAAGUCGCACCUAUGGAUCGCUUCAAUGGAUGUCUUCAAACCCGCUUUUGACAACAGUUUAAGUCCCAAGGUGUGCGUCUCUCCGUCCAAUGGAACAGAACCGGAGGUUGUUUGCUGGCCAGCACCAGAGCAUUGCAUUUCGGCUACAGGAACGGUUGCGUCUGGCUACUGGACCGCCGUCUUUGACUAUGAGGCCAGUGCAGAGGAUGAGCUCAGUUUACGAAAGGGGGACUUGGUGGAGGUCUUGUCGAAAGACUCUUUAGUUUCUGGAGAUGAGGGCUGGUGGACUGGGGUGAUAGAGGACCGGGUUGGCAUUUUCCCCAGUAAUUACGUUAGUAGUGGGAAUGGCAUCUCGGAGAAAAUACGGGACACCACCGAAGAGGAAUACUCCGAGUACUCGGUCCCACCGCUGCACCUGUUGGAGAUCGACUUCUCCGAGCUGGCCCUGGAGGAGAUCAUCGGGGUGGGGGGCUUCGGGAAGGUGUACCGUGCCAUCUGGCGCGGCGCCGAGGUGGCGGUGAAGGCGGCCCGCCGCGACCCGGACGAGGAGGCAGGCCAGACCCUGGAGAGCGUGCGACAGGAGGCCAAGCUGUUCGCCAUGCUGUGCCACCCCAACAUCAUGGCCCUGCUGGGUGUCUGCCUGCAGGAACCACACCUCUGCCUGGUGAUGGAGUUCGCCCGGGGCGGGCCCCUGAACCGGGCCCUCUCGGGGAAGAGGAUCCCCCCCUGCACCCUGGUGGACUGGGCCGUGCAGAUCGCCAGGGCCAUGCACUACCUGCACUGCCAGGCCAUCGUCCCCAUCAUACACAGAGACCUCAAGUCCAGCAACAUCCUCAUCCUGGAGAGAGUGGAGAUGGAGGACCUCAGCAACAAGACCCUGAAGAUCACAGACUUUGGGCUGGCGCGAGAGUGGCAUCGCACCACCAAGAUGAGCGCAGCGGGCACCUACGCCUGGAUGGCCCCGGAGGUCAUCCGCUCCUCCACCUUCUCCAAGGGGAGCGACGUGUGGAGCUAUGGUGUGCUGCUGUGGGAGCUGCUUACGGGAGAGGUGCCGUUCCGAGGCAUCGACGGUCUGGCCGUGGCGUACGGAGUGGCCAUGAACAAGCUGGCCCUGCCGGUCCCCUCCACCUGCCCAGAGCCCUUCACACGCCUCAUGGAAGACUGUUGGAACCCAGAUCCUCAUGAUCGGCCACUGUUUACCAGUAUUCUGGACCAGCUGACCACCAUAGAGGAGUCAGGCUUCUUUGAGAUGCCUGUGGAGUCGUUCCACUCUCUGCAGGAUGACUGGAAAGUGGAGAUCCAGGAGAUGUUCGACCAGCUUAGGGUCAAGGAGAAGGAGCUGCGUUCGUGGGAGGAGGAGCUGAGUCGGGCGGCCCUGCAGCAGAAGAGCCAGGAGGAGGACCUGCGGCGGCGCGAGCAGGAGCUGGCGGAGCGCGAGAUCCACAUCCUGGAGCGCGAGCUCAAUGUCAUCAUCCACCAGCUAUACCAGGAGAAGCCCCGCGUGGAGAGCAGGCAGGGCAAGUUCCGACGCAGUCGCCUCAAACUGAAGGACGGCAACCGGAUCAGUCUGCCCUCAGAUUUCCAGCACAAGAUCACGGUGCAGGCCUCUCCAUCACGGGACCACCGACGCAGGAGUCUCCUGGGGAGCAGCUCCAGCCCCCCCAACAGCCCCCCCAUCCUGCCACGCCUACGGGCCAUCCAGCUCACUCCGGGGGAGGGGUGCAAGGUGUGGGGCUGCACCACGGGCCUACAACUAGAGGAGGAAGAGGACCGGAAGGGCUCACGGAGGAAUCGUCACACACGCGUGUCUGGACCUCACUACCACCGGGAGCACAGCGCUGAUGAGACCAUCAAGCCCCCUCAGGAGGGCAGCAGGCAACGUUCAUGCAGCGCUCCUAACCUCCGCAGGUCACCCAGACACAGCCCUGCCGUACCCGGAGUGCCAAGCCUCACAGAGAUGGAGAACGAGGACUGCUGUUACACCGCCGAACCAGAAGGGGGAGGCUCUCCCGGCAAAUCCUACCUCUGCAUCCCCUUCCACAGGGAGGGGCACGCUGCUGACGGCGACGGGGAGGAGUACUGCCCCCGCAGUAACGCCCCGGACACGCCCCCCAGCAGGAAGAGCCCCAGUGGGGGCCGGCGCUCUGAGCUGGUGCUGCUGGGCUGCGGGGCUCUGCUGGCGGCAGUGGGGCUGGGCUUCAACAUCCUGGCGGGGGCCCAGCCGGAGGAGAGCUCCAAGCCCCGCUGGGAGGGCUUUUUCCACCGGCCCGGGGGCCUGCGGAGGGUGGGCAGCUCCCCGACGCGCAGGCUGUUCAGGCGGGAGAGCCCCUUGAGGCUUCCUGCGGCCCCCCUACCAGAGCGCGGCCUCCCCUCCUCCCUCACGCUGCUGUCCCUGUCCUCCAUGUCGGACUGUAACUCCACACGUUCCCUGCUGCGAGCGGACAGCGAGGAGCUGCUGGUCUACCGUCCAGCCUCCCCCCAGACUCUGGUCCAGCCUAUACCCCAGCCUCAAGCCCAGCCCCAGCCAGCACCAAUCAACCCCCUGGUCAACACCCACAUAGAGAGCUUCAAGUGCCACCCCCGCCAGUCCCUGACCCCAACACACAUCCCCUCCGCCCCCAGCUUCUCUCGCUGCCUGCACCGAACCCCCUCAGACGGGGCCAUCAAGAAGGGCUGUCCCCCCCCACACCUGGCCCCUCUGCCUGUCAGAGUCACACUGGACAACACAGCUGGUUUCAGAUGUUUGAGAGAUGACACGUCUGAGGUUCCCCGGCUGCCUGAUCCCAACCUCGUGUUUCCCCCCACACCCCGCCGUCGCUGUGCCCCCGAGCGCCCCAAAACGCUGGACUUCCUGUCUCGGCCACGCCCCUCGCCCCGGGCGCGUGGCGACAUGUUUUGGGGCGACACACCAGGCGGGAGGGUCCGGUUGAGCGGACAGGGCAGUGGAGAAUCCCCUGCCCACACCUCCAGCACAGAGACCCCCCCCACGGUGGAGUUCGGGGGAGGCGUGGUGCCCCCCACGCCCCUGGAGGCGCCCACCCCCUGCUCCCCCCGGAGGAGCGCCAACCUGCUGGACAAGCGAGACGAGGUACAGUCCCGGGACAGUACCCUCCCCCUCUGCAGGCCUGAGGCCGGCUACCCCCAACACUCACCCUAUAACCGGUACAAGCCUGGGUUCUGGUCCUAGCUAGGCCGCCUCCUCCCUCAGCCCCCCUGUGGAGCACCGUGGUCACAGCACCUCCAGUGAGAUGAGUGUGCCCACUGCUAGGCUUGGAAUGCAUCAGAAUGAUCCUCUUAUUUUGCCUGAUUAGAUCUUAGUCUCGUGCACAGGUGCCCUUGUCAUUUGUCAUCUGUCAUUUAAAGGCUUCAGUUCCUCCUGUAUGGCAACAGAAGGGGAAAGUGUUGGCUGGGAUAGUGCUUCACUGAGGUAUUCUUAAGUCCACAGUUUUUAAUUUAAGAGUUCAAGAUUGUGCAUUUUAACAAGUGCACUUUUGGACAGCAUUUUGAAUGUAAAGCUUUAUUUAUUUAGGUUGACCAUUUCUCCCUCGCAGUUGAGUAUGGCAUACUGCACUUUUUACUCAUUGAGAAUUAUUUUGAUUCUGCAGACUGAAACAUUUCUUUUGUGAUUUAUUUGUAUGUCACUUGAAUGUCCUUUUGCUUAAUGUUGGCUGCCAGGGCAGCAGUCGGAGCUGUUUUGUAUUAUUCACAAUGUCGUCACCCAACACAUGUAACCAACAUUGUACAGAAGCACCUCACUAAGCAUCAACUAGGGUACCCACAAACCAUCAUGCUUCUCAGAGAAACCAGUCCACGUUGUCUAAUAUUGCAAAACAUCCCCAUGAUGUGUGCAGGUUUUGAUGUCUUAACAAAAACAUGUUUAAUUACUCUGUAGAUUAUCUGCUUCAGAAUUGGAAAUUGGAUUCACUGUGUGUAUUGUGUGAGCAAUGGAGUGCAUGAGUUUUAAUUAAUUGUACUGUAUGAAACAGGCCCAGGAGGCAUGUGAAAGUAUUUGUUGUUGUUGAUUAUGUAUAUUUAUUUAUUUAUUUGAUUGUGUAUUUAUUUUGUUUUAUAUAUGUUUUGUGCUGCUCUACAUUUCUAUUCUCUUAUUGUGAACAUGUGGCCCUUAAUGGUGCACCUGUGCUACUGUGUUUAACGCACAGGUGCACUUGUCCAGCUGACUGGCUUCUACUCAGCACACAGUUUUAACUCAGCCUGUUUAAAGGCCCCCCAGGUUAUUUACGUUGUGUUUGCAGCACUCUUCAAAUCAUUUUGAGUCCAUUUCUCCACAAGAUAAGCUACAGUGCAUCGCUCCAACUAUAUUGACACUGUUAUGAAUCAUUUACAACGUUGAAGCCUAGAAGCUUCCUCCUCCUCAGCUGUCCGGACAGGUUCGCAUCAUGGAGAUGCGCACACAGCCCGCCUGAGCACUGUCUAACGUGUUAGUCUCUCCUACCGGGAAAAAUUGGUCCUCCUUGAAGUUUACUAAUUUCAAGUGUUAAAUACUCCAAAUGUGCUUUCGUUGAGAGGUGACAGUGUGGGGAAUGUAAAUAUGGACUGCUCUAUAUUAGAAACAAGGGUGCUAUUCAUCUAUAACUAAUGCACUCUACUGUAUCUUCCAUUGACACUAAAACUGACACCGUGACCACAAUAUUGAUGCUGUGGAUGGACUAGGUUUCUGGUCCAAAACAGAGGGACCGAUCUGUAUUAGCACUAGAGAACACUGACUUGAGUAAAAUCGUGGUUAACAAUUCAACUGUGCUGAAGUGCUGUACUUUGGAAUUUUGCUUCAUGAAAACCAAAUGAUCUGUGAGUGAAUUUUGAAUGGAGUGAGCUGUAUCGUGGUUUCAUGUUUUCCCACUCACCGACUCGAUGGUUUCUCUACCGGCUGUGUGAUGUUCACCUCAUUGUUUCAGGUCACCAUCAACCCCUACAGCAGAAUGGGUCAUAGUCACCAUGACAUCCAAAAAAAGAGAAGGAUCCUUCACACCUGCUCUUUGACUGUGCAUUAAGUCAGACUGUUCUCAUAGUGUGAAUCAAAAACAGGGACACAAUGAAAUUUGAUCAAAAACCUCACUCCACAAGAUGUCCCUUUCAAUCACUUGACACGUUUAUUACACAUAUACUUACAGUUAACACAGUUUAUGCAAAGACUCUGGAUGACAUGCCCCUGUUAGCAUUCAUAAAGAAGACAGGCUAUUUCACAAUAAAAUCAGUUAUCUUACCAUUUUAAAAGGUAUUUACAUCUUUGUUAUAUUCUCCUUUUGGACGUUAUAACAGACUAUGUAAAACGUAAACAUGUGCUUGGGUUUGUAAUUUAUAUACUCUCAAUUGUGUUCAACACACCUUAUAUAACACUAGGCGAGUGUGAGGUCGUCUAACAGUGAUUCCAUGCUGUUACAAAGACAUCUUGUGCGAGGGUAGAAGCUAACCCAGCCAGUUACAGUCGCACAGACACAUGCUUCAUCAACUCAUGUCUCCAUCACUGCUGGCCUGUGCAAUGUUUUGACUGGCAGUGCAAAGCCAUCUCACACCACACUGAACAACACUGUAAUGGUA
This is a messenger RNA of Osmerus eperlanus (European smelt), 5853 nucleotides long. It is a transcript of the gene map3k9, whose product is annotated as mitogen-activated protein kinase kinase kinase 9. Gene Ontology annotation, biological process: protein phosphorylation; signal transduction. The transcript is spliced from 11 exons. The coding region runs from base 323 to 3484 and encodes 1053 amino acids. Lineage: Eukaryota; Metazoa; Chordata; Actinopteri; Osmeriformes; Osmeridae. The record is from RefSeq and is a predicted model, not a curated record. Gene Ontology annotation, molecular function: ATP binding; MAP kinase kinase kinase activity; protein binding. Gene Ontology annotation, cellular component: cytoplasm.